CCUGCCCGCCAGGCCUGGGCGAGGGAGACUCUGGGUGCCGGCCGCGGCCUUUGCCGUCACUCGCUACAAGGCGGGCGGAGUUAACCCGGGCACGUCCGCCCGCGUCCCAAGCGUGCACAUCCCGCCGCUCGCGGGGACCGGCCUGUCCCGGGGGCUGGACCCCUCCGACCCGGCUCCGGGAGGACAGGUCUCACCUCCGUUCCCUUUCCUUGUGUCCUGAGUUUACAUUAAAUCAAAAUGUCAUCAUCAUCAAAAGCAUCCUUGUCUUUACCUGUACAUGACUGUACUGCUCCUUCGUUGGACUUUGAUCUUCAGGAAAAGUUUAUUCUUCACACUGUUGAGGGAAAUAAUGUGCCACCUGGAGAAACAGGAAAACUGUGUUCACUGACAUAGCCAGAUAAAAAGGAUUGUCACAGAACUACAAAAGCCAUCCAAAAUGGGAAGUAUUUUACUGAGCUGAGCAAAGAAUCUGACAGUCUAGAACAUCAAGUAAAAUAACACUUACCUAUGUUAAACAGUAAAAACAUUGACACUUGGAUGCAGGAGCUAAUUGAAAGUGAAAUUCAGAAUACUAAUCUCAGGAAAAAAAUACUUGAAAGGGAGAAACAGAUUAAAGAACUUUCAUCCAUGCUCCAGUGUGAAAAAAUCAAGGUACAGAAAGGGGACUACCUGUCAAGAUCAGUAAAGGAAGUACAAGCUCACCUGCAGCGUCAGAUUGAAAGAAAAGAAGCAGAAAAUUAUGAAUUAAAAGUGAAAAUACAGACUCUAGAAAAUAAAAUAGCAGAGUGGAAACAUCAAAUUGUUGAAUACAAAGGCCAGAAGUUAGCCUUAAAGGAAAGAAGUGAGCAAAAGAAGAUAGCUCUGGAAAAAGCAAAAAGGUUCCAGAAACAAAGAGCUCAACACUUAGAAGAAGCUGUGAAAGAUGUAACCUCUAAAAUAAAAGAACAUGAAGCCAAACUGCAUGAGAUACUGUCAGCCGCUGAUGUCUGGAAAAACCAGCACGAUAGAAUAGUUGAAGAAAAGACAAUGCUAGAAGUUAAAAUUGAAGCUCUUGAGAAGCAGAUCAGAGGCCUGAUGGAAGACAUGGAAAAAAGGGAGGAAUGGAGAAGAAACUCAGAAGAGGAAAUUCUUGGAAAGCUAAAUUCUCUUAACUCUGAAAAUGAAAAGAUUUGCCUUGAAAACAAAAAAUUAAAGGCUUCCCUUGCUAUGUUGGAGAAAAGUACAAUGUCUGUUGAAUAUGAGUUGCUACGUAUGCAAGAAAAAGCAAAGCUGCAGGAAAACCUUGUAGAACACCAUAAAUAUGAGGUACAAGAAAAACAAAUUGCAGUGGAAGAAUUGAAAUCCAGAUGUGAAACACUCUUAAAUGAAAACAAAAAAAUAACAGAAAACAAAUGCUUAGAAGAAGAUAAGUUGAGGCACAAAAUGGAGGCCAAGUUAAAGGAGUUAGAACACGUUUGUGACUUGCUGAAAGCAGCUGAGGAAAACCAACAAAAGCUUCUGGCCUGGGAAAGGAUCUGUGCAGAGAAAUGCAAAACCCUCAGGGAGCUGGAGCUUCAGAUGCCUGAAAAUGAAUCUUCCUCUACUCUUUUUUUCUCUGACAUCAAUUUCUAUGGCAGGGAUAAACAUAUUGUAACUUUUAUGGACAAUCUUUGCUUAGAGGAAGAGAUCUGUAACAUUCAGAAGAAGUAUGAAGAUCUUCAAAGGCAAUUAGGACAGAUGGAAUAUCAGAAUGAAGAACUUGCUUACCAGCUCACAAAAGAAGAUGAGAGUCUUCAGAGUAGUAAAUUGCAGCUUGAGGAGAAAAUUGCAGAAUAUAAUGCAUUAACUAGACAACUUGAAUCUGCUGUGGAAGAAGGGAAAAAAAUGGUAGCUGAAGAAUGGGAAAAAAUGUCAUACAAAGAACAAGUCUUUCAGACAAAACUGCUACUUCUUGAAGAUGAAGUGAGAAAGAGGCAAGAAGAAAAAAAACAUCUCCUCUUCUUAUUUCACCAUAAUGAAAAGCACUAUGAAGUACAUUUAAAAGAACUGGAGAACAGCCUACAGAAGUCAGUGAUCAAGAACCAGAUGAUCCAGAAUUAUGUGCAGUUUUUGAAAGAUGCAUAUGUAAUAAUGUUUAACUGACUUCUUUAAUCAAUUUUAUAGUAAAGAAACUCAUCAAGAUUUGGCUCCCAGUCUUGUCAGAGGCAAAGCUGUUGAGGCCAUACAUUAUUUUGACAGAUUAAAUUUUUUAAUGUUAAUUCUUCCCUAGGAAAACAUCUGUUGUGGGCAGGAGAAACAGGUCAGUCAUUGCUGUAUAUCCUGCUGGCUGGUCCCAGUGGGGAAUGGAGCUGAUGUUCCUGACAGAAACCAUUGUGUUAUCCAUAGCACAGCAAUGCAAAGGCCAAGUGCAUGACAGCAGCAGCAGGUGUAGGGUAUGCACACAGAA
Messenger RNA from Lonchura striata (white-rumped munia), 2425 nucleotides. Lineage: Eukaryota; Metazoa; Chordata; Aves; Passeriformes; Estrildidae. The record is from RefSeq and is a predicted model, not a curated record.